Messenger RNA from Penicillium digitatum Pd1, 909 nucleotides. RefSeq names its product 40S ribosomal protein uS2 (gene rps0). Gene Ontology annotation, cellular component: cytosolic small ribosomal subunit; ribosome; 90S preribosome. Lineage: Eukaryota; Fungi; Ascomycota; Eurotiomycetes; Eurotiales; Aspergillaceae. The record is from RefSeq and is a predicted model, not a curated record. Gene Ontology annotation, biological process: cytoplasmic translation; ribosomal small subunit assembly. Gene Ontology annotation, molecular function: structural constituent of ribosome.
AUGGCCCCUUCCCAGCUCCCCCCGGUUUUCAACCCUACCGCGCAGGACAUCGAGAUGCUCCUUGCCGCUCAGUGCCACCUUGGUUCCAAGAACCUUCAGGUGCACAUGGAGCCUUACCUAUGGAAGCUCCGUGCCGACGGUGUCAACGUCCUGAACAUUGGCAAGACCUGGGAGAAGAUCGUCCUGGCUGCCCGUAUCAUCGCCGCCAUCGACAACCCCGCCGAUGUCUGUGUCAUCUCCGCUCGUCCCUACGGUCAGCGUGCUGUCCUGAAGUUCGCCUCCCACACCGGUGCCACCGCCAUUGCCGGUCGUUUCACCCCCGGUAACUUCACCAACUACAUCACCCGCUCUUUCAAGGAGCCCCGUCUCAUCAUCGUGACCGACCCUCGCACUGAUGCCCAGGCCAUCAAGGAGGCUUCUUAUGUCAACAUCCCCGUCAUUGCCCUUUGCGACACUGACUCCCCCACCGAAUUCGUCGAUGUUGCCAUCCCCACCAACAACAAGGGUCGCCACGCCAUCGGUCUCGUCUGGUGGAUGCUCGCCCGUGAGGUCCUUCGUCUCCGCGGUACUCUCGCUACCCGUGAGACCGAGUGGGACACCGUUGUCGAUCUCUACUUCUACCGCGACCCCGAGGCCGAGGAGAACAAGGAGAUUGCUGAUGAGGCCAAGGUCGCUGGUGCUGAGGAGAUCGGUGCCGGUGCCAUCGAGUCCGGCUUCGCUGGUGAGAACUGGGAUGCCUCCGCCCCCGGCGCUGGUAACCCCGGUACUGCCUUCGCUGCCUCCGCUGCCACCGCUACUGCCGGUGCCACCAGCUGGGAUGCCGAGGGUGCCGACUGGGCCGCCAGCUCCGCUCCCCCCACCACCGAGUGGGCUGAGGCUCAGCCCGCAGCUGGUGAGGCCAAGUGGUAA